AUGCGGAUAAAAUGUAUCGUGGGUUUGGCUUUCCUGAUCUCCGUUGGAUUUACAAUGCUUGUAGUCGGAUGCGUUGUUACAGGAGACUAUAACUGGAAGCCUUUCGGAGUUAUUCCAUUUUACCUAAUUUCACCGAUUCCACUUUUGCUGGCGAUAAAUUCACAGUGUGAGAGGGACAGUGCCGUGUGGAGUGCAAUGAUAUUUACUCACGCCGUCCUCGUUGCGUCCUGUUUUGCACUCCCCAUCGUUUUGGCUCAUGCUCCUCUUUCGACCCCAUCGAUAAGCUGGAGCGCUUGUGGUUUGACCUUAACUGGGAACGUAAUCGUUUUCGCCGCCCUAUAUAUCGCUGCUCGCUUGUGCAGCGAUGGCCAGUAA
This is a messenger RNA of Echinococcus granulosus, 375 nucleotides long. RefSeq names its product Vacuolar protein sorting-associated protein. The record is from RefSeq and is a predicted model, not a curated record. Gene Ontology annotation, cellular component: endosome. Gene Ontology annotation, biological process: late endosome to vacuole transport via multivesicular body sorting pathway. The coding region runs from base 1 to 375 and encodes 124 amino acids. Lineage: Eukaryota; Metazoa; Platyhelminthes; Cestoda; Cyclophyllidea; Taeniidae. The transcript has 4 exons.